Molecule: messenger RNA, 2975 nt
Organism: Ixodes scapularis (black-legged tick)
Lineage: Eukaryota; Metazoa; Arthropoda; Arachnida; Ixodida; Ixodidae
Exons: 6
Coding region: 54-2975 (973 amino acids)
Molecular function (GO): nucleic acid binding; zinc ion binding
Source: RefSeq, a predicted model, not a curated record
GUGUGUGUCGUGGCUGCAGGCAACAGCAGGAGGCCCUGGCCCUGCAGCGCCUGAUGGAGGCCCAGAGCCAGCAGCAGGGUGGGCCGAGUGGCGCCCCGCCCCUGUUCCUGUGCCCCGACGGGGCGGGGCCCGUUCUGGCCCCGUCGCUGCACCCCCCGAGCGGCGCCCAGCAGCCGCAGGGGGGCCCCUCCCCGUCCCCAGCCCACCCCGAGGGGGCCCCCUCCCCGAUGGGUGCCCGCUGCUCGGCCCUCACCCCGCCCCCCAUCCAGGUGGCCAGUGAGGCCGUCGUGCUGGACCCCAACGUUCAGGCGGAGGUGGUCAUCGCCUCCCCCUCCAGUGGCGAGCCUGGCCACGCCCACCUGCACCACCACAUCCACCAACACCACUACCACCAUCCGCCCACCCCGCCACGAAUACACCACUUCCCGCCGCUGGCACUGGCUCUGCCGCCCACCGUGACCAUGUCGCAGCGGUUCCCGGACAUGUAUGCCAUCUCGGCCCUGUCCGACAUUCCUCACUACGUGUCUCUGCCCCACUACAUGCCCCUGCUCUCCAGGCACGUCCAGGUGAGAACUGACGGCGAGGUUCAGAGCGUUUUGAAAUUGAAUCCGAACAAGCUCCUACUCGCCUUCGACGAAAGGAAGGACGACCUCGACGCUUAUAUAAGAAGGUUUGAGGGAAUUGCCUUAAGUCAAAAGUGGCCAGAGAGCCAAUGGGCCACCGCCCUAAGCACGUGCCUCACGGGGGAAGCCCUCAGUGUGUUUGGGCGAUUGCCGCCCGUAGAUGCCGCCGAUUACGGCAAAGUGAAAGCCUCACUACUCAAGAGGUUCCGGUUCACCGUUGAGGGCUUUCGCGAUAAAUUCCGUGAUGGGAAGCCAGUAGAUGGAGAGACGGCCACUCAAUCCGCCGCCAGGCUCGGCCACUACUUCAACCGGUGGGUCGAGCUGGCCGCAGUGACCAAAGAUUUUGAAGGUCUCCGGGAGCUGGUCAUCAAAAAGCAGUUUUUAAAGGGUUGUCAUCCAGCACUGGCCAGCUACUCGAAGGAAAGAAAACAGCCGCAUUUGGAAGGACUGUUGGAGAUGGCAGACCAAUUUUUGGACGCGCAAGGUCAUAGUAAGCUGGGGAAAGCCUGGAAAAACGAGGCCGAACCCUCAGCGAAGAAAAGUAGCGAGAGGGGCGGGCCUCCGAGGCCUGCUAUUAGGUGCUACCUCUGUAAUAAGACGGGGCACAAAGCUGCACAAUGUCGUAGCCUGUACAGCACCGGACAGGUGCCCACAUGUCAAAGGUGUGGCAGGAAGGGACAUAAGACGGAGGUCUGCCGGGGCCAGACGAAACCUCAGGCGUCGGGCAUCUAUAUGCCCCGACAAGACAGAAAGGACAGAAACGUCACGGAUGGGUUCUUAGAGCUGAAGGAUGGGACGAAAAUUCCGGUCGUCAACGCGGUAAUGACCCCGCGCCAUAAGUUCCUGGUCGAGAGAAUGCCAGUCGUUGAGGGCGUAAUCGGACAGAAAAAGAUAACGGUUCUGCGCGACACGGGGAGUAACACGGUCAUCGUAAGACGAGGAUUGGUCGACGACGGCCUCCUCACUGGAACCAAGAGGCUGGUGUAUCUCGUCGAUGGAACCGUGAAAAUGCUUCCCGAGGCCCAUAUCCACGUUAAAACGCCCUACUUCGACGGAGGACUCAAAGCCCUGUGCAUGGACGGGCCCCUGUACGACCUCGUGCUCGGCAAUAUUCCCGGCGCUAGAGAACCGGACGACCCCGCGACUGAUGUAGGGGUGGGGGACGACCCGAUACCGACCGAGCGAGUGCGGCAGGACCCGGCGGAACGCGACACACAGGACGAGCCAGGACGCGAAACCCGGGCGGAAGUGGAAGAUCCCCUAACUCCGGCGUGUGCUGUGGAAACGAGGACCCAGAGAAAGAAACAAGAAACUGGAUUGAAAAAACAACACGUGCCUCAAAUCGAAGGGCUGACCAUCGACACGCCGGGCUUUGCAAAGGAGCAGGAAGAGGAUGACACCCUGCGCCCCUGCUUUAAGCGGAUUGGGGAAAAGGCCAGGGGAAAGACGGCCACAAUCACUUACACAACCGGAGAGGGGCAAGGGCUUCUUUAUCGAGUAUACCGGGAGCGGUGGGGGAGAGAGACGCGCCAGCUCGUGGUGCCUCAAGCCCACCGAAAAACUGUGCUGCAGGUUGCCCAUGAAAGCAUUAUGGCGGGACACCUGGGGCAGUUGAAAACGAAGAGCCGUAUCCUGGAAGAGUUCUUCUGGCCGGGAUUGGGUUCAGACAUACGGCGGUUCGUGCUAUCGUGUGACAGGGUUGCUAUCGACAUCGUGGGACCGAUUGCCCCGGUUUCGGGCCGAGGGAACCGGUACAUACUGAGAAUGGUAGACUACGCGACUCGCUACCCGGACGCCGUGGCUUUGCCCAGCAUCGAGACCGAAAGAGUGGCAGAAGCCCUGGUCAAGGAUCUAAUGAAAGAGAUCAGCCGGCUCCUGUCGAUAAGGCAGUUGCACACGUCCCCCUACCACCCCAUGGCAAAUGGAUUGGUGGAGAAGUUCAAUGGAACACUUAAACUCAUGCUGAAGCGAAUGUGCUCCGAGAGACCCAAGGAUUGGGACCGGUAUUUGCCCGCAUUGCUGUUUGCCUGCCGGGAAGUGCCGCAGGCGAGCCUCGGUUUUUCGCCUUUUGAAUUGUUGUACGGUCGCCACGUCCGGGGCCCGCUAGCCAUUUUGAGAGAGAUAUGGACCAACGUCGAGCUCGACGCAAAGCUCCUGACCACCUAUGAGCACGUGCUCGACCUCAGAAAUCGCCUCAAGGAGACGUGCAAAAUCGCCCACGAGGAACUCGCGAGGUCGGGAGCUCGUUACGCCCGGUACUACAACCGGAAAACCAAGGAGCGGAGCUUCCAGCCGGGAGGGAAGGUGCUCCUACUCCUCCCCACGGACAACAACAAACUUCUGCUGCAGUGA